This is a messenger RNA of Vespa mandarinia (Asian giant hornet), 2562 nucleotides long. RefSeq names its product peptidoglycan-recognition protein LE. Gene Ontology annotation, biological process: peptidoglycan catabolic process. The record is from RefSeq and is a predicted model, not a curated record. Lineage: Eukaryota; Metazoa; Arthropoda; Insecta; Hymenoptera; Vespidae. Gene Ontology annotation, molecular function: N-acetylmuramoyl-L-alanine amidase activity; zinc ion binding.
CGCUAGUAGCACAUAAUGGCGGCCGGUAGAUGAAACCAUAUGGCUUUGUCAUUCGAAAAUAAUCGUAAAAUUUUACGAAUCUAGUUGCGUAUAAGUGGAAUACGUAAUGUCAUGACAUCGUGUGACAUAGUGUUAAUAAUAUAUAACAGAAUUUUGAUGCAAUAGUUUUUUUUUUUCUGAGAAAAUACAAUCUCAUGCGAACGUUCUUCAUCUGAAAACUUAAAUUAACCCGCGCAAUCAAGAUUGAAAAAGGAAGAAACAUAAAAUAGAAAGAGAAAAGAAGAAAAAAGAUAAAAAUACUAGUGAUAAGGAAAGAACAAUUUUUCAGAAUUCUCUUCAUAACAAUCUAUAACCAAUAUCUUUCUCUUUCUCUCGUUCUUCUCUUUCUCUUUCUCUUCGUUGUCUUUCGACUCGAUUCGACAUUCUCAAGUUUGACCUUCGCGAAAAAUCGUGGCAUCAUCAACAAAGACAGACAGUAUUGAAAGAUCAUUCUAAUGAAACGAAUGUCUCAGUUUUUUUGUGUUAACUCUUUCGAAAGGGAAAUCGUUUAGUGAAACUGUUAGUAUCGUCGAGAUUCUAACAAGUGUUAGUUUCAUGCGUCUACGUUUUACGACGCCAUCAUUGAAAAUCGUUGGAAGUGGGGAAAAGAAGAAAAAAUCAAGAAGAAAAAGUUAUUAACAACGAUUAACACAACGCCGUUUAUUUUAUCUAUCAGGAGUGGCCACGCUCGAUGUGAAUGAUGAUUUGCACAAGAAAACGGGUAUGGUGACACUGAUACAGCACCAACAAACAGGAGACAAUAAUUUAUAUCAAAAAGAACAAGAUCAUCGUAUAAUCAGUGUAUCAUCUCAACUCGAAUCGUCACGUGAGUCGCCCAAUUGUCGCGUUAAAUUCGAUCAAUUAAAAUCGACUAAGGAAAAUAAUAAUACUGUGAUCACAACAGCGGUAGCCAAUUGCAAUGGUAAUAUCGGCGAUAUCUCUACGCAGUGCAGUGACAUAGAUUAUAAGAAUAAUGUUGUUAUUUGUUGUGAAAAUAAUGCGGACAAUGAAGAAAAAGAAGAGGAGGAGGAGGAGGUGGAGGAGGAAGAGGAGGAGGACGAUGAUGAUACCGAUUUAGAAGAAGGUGAAGAAGGAUGGGAGACCGAUUUACCGGUAUCCACUAUUGUGCAACAUCAUCAACAACAGGUGGCAGUACCAAACGGUAACGUAAUCUUACCGAAUGCUGAUCCAUCGACUUUUGGUGAUAUAUGCGUGAAAAAUUCAACGAACGUUCAUCUUGGUAACAAGACCUUUUACAAAGGACCAGUUACAAUAAAGCAAUUCGUUUACACGAAUCCAACUUCGGUGCAGGGCCAAGAAACAACGACCGAAUAUGAUGGGGCACGUUCGUCAGACGCUAAUGCUUCCGAUUUAUCAUCGAGCAAAACGGAUCUUGGUCUAAACAGGCCGAUUUUAUCACAAAAGAACGAUUACGAUAGAGUAACAAAAUGGCUAUGGACGUGGCGAUGCGCGGCACUUUUGUGUACAAUAGCCUUAAUUCUUGUGACCAUGAUCGUUGUGAGUUCUGUACUUCUCACAAAUACUUCUCGUAGAUACGAUGUCCUACCGACUCCAAUUUUCCCGGAAAUUCCAGAUUCUUCUCUCGAGGGUGUUGUAAUAGACAAUGUAAGAUUUGUCGAAAGAAACGAAUGGGGAGCACAGCCACCAACGCAACCUUUGACGAAGAUGAAACUACCCGUCCCUUAUGUUAUCAUCAGCCACACAGCCACUGAAUUUUGUACGACGCAAUCGGAAUGUACUUUACAUGUGAGAUUUGCACAGACCUUUCACAUUGAAUCAAGAAAGUGGUCGGACAUAGCGUAUAAUUUUCUCGUUGGUGGUGACGGUCUUGCUUACGUUGGACGCAGUUGGGAUUAUAUGGGUGCCCAUGCCUUUGGUUACAACAAUAGAAGUAUAGGAAUAUCUUUCAUCGGUACAUUCAACUCUGUAGUACCACCGAAGACUCAAUUACACGCUGCUCAGAGGAUCAUCGAGUUAGGCGUUAAAGCCGGAAAAAUUGCUAAGGAUUAUAAAUUACUUGGCCAUCGACAAGUAUCGAAAACUUUAAGUCCUGGUGAUGCACUUUACAGCAUCAUAAAAACAUGGCCUCAUUGGGUACCUCGUCCUUAAAUACCUUAGUCGCGAUUUUAAUGACAGAACUCUUUUACUUUUUCAAACAUAUCGCACAAAUAAGUUUAUCUAUAUAGUCUACUUAUUAUUUUUUUUAUUGUCCAUUUCUUUUUUUCCUUUUCCUUUUCUAUCUCUUUUAUGUAUAUAUAACGAACGAAUAUUCGUUGUUGUCAAUGGCUCGUAAUCGUUAAACUGAUCAUUCCAACGAUUUUCUGGACGAUACAUUAUAUGUGAUAAAAUAUACAAUAAAUAUAAUAAAGUCGAUUGCAUCCGUGAUGCAUAUUCAUACAUAAUAAUUAUUAUAGAGUUAUUAGCGCGUCAGCAUGUUUCAUUUUAUAGCGCGCUAAAAUUCGUCACUCGUAAGUGCCAAUAUAACCAUCUCAAUACCUCGUA